AUGCAUCAGCCGCCGGCGUCAUUCUGGCCGCCUAGGAAGGAAACGCAAUCAAGGAGCCACUUCGAAGAUCUCAACUGUUCCUUGGGUCAAACGCAACCCGUCUCGGCCUUAACAGAGCUGCUGUCGCGCGAUAUGGGUGCGCUUAUACAUAUGGUCGUGUUUUUGGUCGACGAUCUUUCUUGUACAGCCGAUUUAUUUGAGUUCCUCGCUUCAUGGACACGACACUCGCAGCCACAGCGCACAAAUUCCAGCUACGGCAGUCCGACCUUCUGCAGGACGGUCUUGAUGAGGCUCUCGGAGUAUACAUGGAGAACCCAGCGCACGGUCGAUUCCACACGGAGCUGGUCGCAGUCUGAUACGCAAGCUAUGUUCCGGAAUGCUUCUGAAAGUGUUCACACCCUUAAUAGUUCUACGGAUACCUCGGUGGCCAUCUUCAGGCACUAUCGCCGUAUUUCAGGGAAGCGCAGAGAUAUCGGAUGCGGCUUUUCGCCUCUGAUAGCAAAGUUGUUGAUGAAGUCAGCUAUCUCUAGCUUCAACACGGGUGUCCUUGAGCAGCUAGACCCGAUUCAUACUAUUCGAAGAUUAGAUCCGGUAAUGAACCAGAUAUCAGUGCAUGUUGCUGCGCUAGCCAAGACUUGCGAGGCUGGUGAGGACCAAUCUCUGGCUGCUGCUAUCGCAUCCGCACUGCAUGCAGAUGGCUACUCACUCAACGGACACAGGCAGACUUCUCUACCACCAAGCAUUCCUGGUACAUCUAGAGGAUCACAGGCCUAUUAUGUACUUAGAGAACCCCCUGUCUGGUUUUACCUACCAUCUGUCCUCGAAUCACUAUCCGCAGAUCCGGCGGACUAUAGCUUCCAACAGAAGCGCUAUGUGCCGAUCUUUGAGCGCGCGGAGCAACGAAUGGCGGGCCGGCGACUGUUUGUGCUGGAUACGGGUAACUUUGGGUUCUGCAGCGGCCCUGUUGAAGUUGGGGACAUCGCUGUCUAUGCUGAGCACUUCACAAACAGUCUGAUGCUGCGUCCAGCCUGUCAGCGCCUCCACCGAGCAGGCCGUUUGUGCAAUGGCAGUCCAUGGUCACACGCCAGCGCUGAUGAGGGUGACGAAUCCAUGCAGACUCAUCUGUUGGUGGACUAUCCAUACAUCAAUGGGCUUCACAGCGACAUCACGGCGGAUAACUACUUUUUCGAAGAACUGAACGGAAAGGAGGAAACAAUCAUUGUCCUGGGAUAG
Microdochium trichocladiopsis is the source of this 1233-nucleotide messenger RNA. RefSeq lists its product as uncharacterized. Bases 1 to 1233 code for a protein of 410 amino acids. NCBI's taxonomy places the organism in Eukaryota, Fungi, Ascomycota, Sordariomycetes, Xylariales, Microdochiaceae. The transcript is spliced from 2 exons. The record is from RefSeq and is a predicted model, not a curated record.